AUGGAGGAAGAAGAAGAACCGAUUCCGUGGGCGAAGCAACUUAAUCUUGAGCCUCACAGGGUUCAUGUCAUGCAGACAUCGCUGUUUCGCGUGCCAGAACUAUCAAAACCGGAAACAAAGGAUUCAUUCUCUUUUCUGAAACACCAGCGACCCUCCGAUGUGCACAAGGAACCACAAACGCGAAAUCGCACUUCGUUCGCACAGCCGCGCUCGAAACCACCUCCACGAAAAUACGCGCGCAUUUCAUUGUCAGAAUCUGUCAGUGCUAAACGAGAGAACAUGUUUCUCGAUGCGGGUUUAAGCAUGGGUCGCUCAUUUCGGGUAGGAUGGGGUCCAGGUAACAAGCUAGUACAUGUAGGGCAGUUAAGUUCUGGGGCUUCGUCAUCAAAGCUCGGGAACUCUUCUGAAGUCGGUCUCACGACUCUUCGAGUUGCACAGACAAGUUCCCCGGAUUUGCUGCAGCACCUCCUUUCUCAUUCAGAGAUUGUGGCUCCUUCAGUUGAAAACGGCAACACUCCGUACGCAACACUAAGGGCCGCUGUCUCAUUCUCCUCCUUCUCGUCUCUUUUCACCGCCCAAGACAAGUCGCAUUGUGCUUCCGUUUUUCGAUUAGGCCAUGCGCUCUUCGAUCCUCUCGAUUUGCAUUUGCAGGAAGACGCUCCUGCCGAUGUACGAAAUCGUAUCUCAGCGCUUCGUCGAGUAGACGCCUUGUCUGCGUGGCUGUCCAGAACAGUAUCAUCAUCGGUUGAACAAGACAUCAAGGCUGUCGCAUCUAAUGAUUCUGCUCAAGUGGCCUUCUUGUAUUUAACUGGGAAUCAAGUCGAAAAAGCUGUCGAAGCUCUAAUGAACGGAGGAAAUGUUAGACUCGCUACAAUUAUAUCCCAAAUACCCGGAGAUGCUGAGUUCCGCGAAGAUAUCCUCGAACAACUACAAAUCUGGAAAGAGGAAAAGGAGGACGCGUUCAUGCGUAAUUCGAUUCGCAAACUAUAUGCGCUAGCUGCAGGAGAAGUCGAUGUAUUAGAAGGGAGCAGCUGGAGAGAGAAUAUUGACGUUCCAAAAGAUCUUGAUUGGUUACGGGUUCUCGGGUUGCAGCUCUGGUACUCGAGCUCAUUAAAUACGCCGCUACGAGAAACCUUCGGGGUUUAUGAACAAAUUGUUCAGGCGGCCCAUGGGAGGGUGGGAUUCCCAAAACCGUUUUAUUCCACAUCAACCUCUGGCGCAUCCGAAGCGAAGGACGGGCUCUUCAACCUCAUGAAACUAUCGGUAUCUUCUUCAAUGACCCUAGAAUCCGCUCUUGACCCAGUGAGCUUUUCUUCCAACCCGCGUGAUUUCCGGAUGUCAUGGUUCUUGUAUAUUCUUCUCGCACGCUGCCUUCGGGUUCGCGAUUUCACGGACCGCCAGCUAUAUGAUGCGAUGGAGGAUGACACGAUUACUACACAGGAACUUGAGGGGUACAGUCAGGUGGCAAACGCCCUGACGACGAACUUUGCCGCACAGUUGCAACAAGAGGGUCUUGUUCAAGAAGCAGCAUAUGUGCUUUUAUUCCUAGAAGAUGACGUUGGUCGUAAACGCGCAAUUAAGGAGCUGUUAGCUCAAUCAGCCCCUUUAUUAAAUGAGUACACGACACAGGGGCUGCAUGGUAGUUUACGAAUACCGAUGGAGUGGAUUGAUGAGGCAAAGGCUACUCAUGCGUUCUAUUCGGGUGACGUAUAUGGAGCAUAUGAGCUUUAUAGAGAUGCGAUGGCGCACCGCGCUGCUCACGAACUUGCAAUUACUUACUUGGCUCCGGAAGCAGUAUUGAGAGAUGAGCUUGGUGUCCUCAAACGUCUCUUUGCUUCACUUGAUGCGAGUCUCAUAGACGAUUUUGGAGUCGGGGGUCAGCUAUUCAUUGACUAUGCUCGUAUCGUCUCACGGGUUCCCAAGCUAAAGAGUAACUCAUUGGCGGCGGACGCAGUGCCUGACGUGGCUGAACAAUCCGAACUGGAGGCGCUGACUGGUCGAAUACCACAGCUCAUCGGAGUAUUGCCGGAUGUUCUCCAUGACAAACCUGGUACGGAUGAUCAAUGCAAAGCGGCCUUGUCGCACAUGCUUUCCAGGCUACUGGAAUGCGUCGAUCCGAGUUCACCGGUGCGUUUAUCUCCGUUUGAGUUGGUAGCAUCAAACGCGUGUUUGAUACUCAUCAAUAUAUCAGAUGAAGGUCGAGAUUCAACCAGGGUUGGUUGA
Messenger RNA from Fomitiporia mediterranea MF3/22, 2223 nucleotides. RefSeq lists its product as uncharacterized. Bases 1 to 2223 code for a protein of 740 amino acids. NCBI's taxonomy places the organism in Eukaryota, Fungi, Basidiomycota, Agaricomycetes, Hymenochaetales, Hymenochaetaceae. The record is from RefSeq and is a predicted model, not a curated record. The transcript is spliced from 5 exons.